Molecule: messenger RNA, 618 nt
Organism: Acaulospora colombiana
Lineage: Eukaryota; Fungi; Glomeromycota; Glomeromycetes; Diversisporales; Acaulosporaceae
Source: the annotation of a GenBank genome assembly
AUGGAUAAACCUCCAUACUUAGGAAGUGAUAAGGCCAAAUCUACCCUUCAAGCAACUUCGUUAACGCCACAACAAGUUGUGAUAUCAGAAGAAUAUCCUGUUUUAUUGACCAAAAGCAAGGAAGAGCUAGAAGAUCUUCUUAACAAUGGCGUAAUCUACGAGUCUUUCCUAAUGGAGGUGGAACAAGUUAGAGCAAUGACUACCUUGAAAAAUGAUAUGAUGAUAAAUAAUGAAACGUCGGCAAGUGCGGAUUACAAUUUGUUGCUAUGCUCCAAAAACACGCUAUUGCAAGAACAAGAAUUAAUUCAACUACGGAAAACCGUAGAAGAGAAGGAAAAUGAGCUCAAAGAACUCUAUAACACUUUACAGGAAAAAAUUGCAAUGCAGCAAAAUAUAUUGCAGAGAUUUUCACCCUCGGUUCUUUUAACAAAACUUAAAUCUAGUGUCCAACAAUCUGAUGAAUUAUCUGAGCAAAUUGCAUCAUCGUUUUUGUCGGGAGAAUUAGAAUGUGAUCAGUUUUUAAAACAGUUUAAGGAAGUAAGGAAGGUAUAUCACUUAAGAAACGCAAAAGUUGAAAAGGCUAAUAAUCAACCAGAGAUACUAGAGUCGGGUUUAUGA